CAUUCUAACAUAAACAUUUAUAAGCAUGAGUUAGUUAUGACAUAAAUAAUAUCUGCCCACUUUCAGCAUUUAUCCUGCUUAUUUCUGUGCACGCUGUGCUGCUGGAAGAAUAUGAUGACACUGUAGUUUGCUUCCCCCCCACCCCCUGCUGCUGUCUGGGAUGUGAACAUCUGGCAUCUGGAAAUAAAACAGCAUAAAACACUCCACUACUUGUCUACAUGAAUCAAUCUGCAACCCAAGCUAUGCUGAAAAUAGUGGCUGCUGGAUUAAUUUCUGCAAGGGUUGUAUCACAUCCUUAUGGAAGUCUCAGCAGUUUUCAUAUGGAUCUUUCAAAAUGUUACAGUCACUGAAGAUCUUGUUAGGAGACGUGCAGAACAUAACAACUGUGAAAUUUUUUCACUGGAAGAAAUCUCUUUACAUCAGCAGGAAAUAGAAAAGCUAGAGCAUCUUGACAAAUGGUGUCGCGAUUUAAAAAUUCUCUAUCUUCAGAAUAAUCUCAUUCCGAAAAUUGAAAAUGUGGGCAAACUAAAGAAGCUGGAAUAUUUAAAUGUAGCUUUGAACAACAUUGAAAGAAUUGAAAAUCUGGAAGGCUGUGAAGAAUUGAAGAAACUUGACCUGACAGCAAAUUUCAUUGGUGAACUCUCCAGUAUUGAAUCCCUAAAAUGUAAUAUUCACCUGAAGGAAUUGUUUCUAAUGGGUAACCCAUGUACUGAAUUUGAAGGUUAUAGACAAUUUGUAGUGGCAACUCUUCAGCAAUUAAAAUAUUUGGAUAGUAAAGAAAUAGAACGUUCAGAGAGGAUUAAAGCCCUUCAAAACUAUCCAGAAGUGAAAUGGAAAAUCAGAGAACAGGAACAAGCUUACCUUCUGAAAAGAGCCAGAGAAAAGGAAGAGGCUCAGAGAAGAAUGCAAGAAAGAAAGGAUGAGAAACAGAAACAGAUGGACUCUAAGUUUGGAUUUGACAGCCCAGACUCCCCACAGGAAAAACCCAAUCAGGCAGAAGGAGAUGGAGAGCAGGAAAGAUGCAGAACUGUUGAAAAUGAUGAUGAAGACAGAAAAUUUUGGGAGGAGCCUACACCAUAUACUCCAGAAUCUAGACUAGAAACUCACAGAUAUAUUGAAGAAAAACGGAGAGCUAAAGACAAUGGAAGGGAAUCAAAAAAGAGAGAGAAGACUGCUUGGACAUUGGUCACUGCAGAAGGAAAAGUUCUGAAUGUCAAUGUGCCUAAGCUUCAUUUCUCUCUGAAAGAUGAUGAAGAAAAUAACCAGAUCAUCUUGGAUCUUGCUGUUUACAGACAUUUGGACACUUCUUUACUUGAUGUUGAUGUGCAGCCAACUUACAUACGAGUACUGGUGAAGGGAAAGCCUUUUCAGCUUGUGCUCCCUGAGGAAGUGAAGCCAGACAGCAGCUCUGCUAAAAGAUCACAAACAACUGGUCAUUUAGUUGUCACCAUGCCAAAGCUACACCUACGUAUUUUGCCUAGCCUGAGGCUCUGGAGCAUACUUCAUCUCAGAAUACAUGAUUCUCAGAAUACAUCUCAGUAAAAUGUGAGGAGAGAGUAGCACUAUAGACUAACUGGGUAGAUGUUCUCAGCUUUGUUCUCUCUAACCUAACCUUGGUUUGGUUAAAACUGUUUGAGUAGCUUGGACACAACAAGGGAUGCAUGAAUGGAAUGCUGCAUGGUGUCUUUGUUGUCAGUGGAUUCUGGAAAGCAUCUUUGCAGAAAAGCAAAGGGAGUCUUGGUUUCCACGUAGUUGAACAUGAGUCAGCAAUACCAUCUUCUGUCAAAGAACACCAGCUGAGUCCUGAGCAUUGUUAGGAGCAUGGCCAGCAGGUGGAGGAAGGCCAUCCUCCCCCUCUGUUCAGCUUUGGUGAGAGACACAUGGAGUGCAGUGUCCAGUGCUGGGCUCCCCAGGGCCAGAGAGACACCGACCUGCUGGAGAGAAUCCAGCAAAGUGCCACAAAGAUGAUCAAGGAACUGGAGCACCUCUCCUGUGAGGAAAGGCUGAGAGAGCUGGGACUGUCCAGCCUGGAGAAGAGAAGGCUCAAGGGGAUCUCAUUAAUUCGCAGAAAUGCCUAAAGGAAGGGUGCAAAGAGUCAGAGCCAGGCUUUCUUUGGUGGUGCUCAGUGGCAGCACCAGAGACAGUAGGCACAGACUGAAAUGCAGGUGUUCCCUCUGAAGACCAGGAAUCUCUGACUGUGAGGGUGACCAGGUGCAUGCACAGGUCACCCAGGGAGGUUGUGAAUCCUCCAUCCCUGGAGAUAUUCUAAAACCAUCUUCAGAAUUCCCAGUGGUUCUGGGCAACUGGCUCAAGUGGGCCCUGCUUGAGCAGGGGGCUUGGAUUAGAUGACCUCCACAGGUCCUUGCCAACCUCCAGCAUUCUGUGAUCCUGUGAACUUCAUGGACUUACUGACCAAAGAUGGAUCUUGUGUUACUUCACUGCAAUUGCAUGUAAAGGAUACUAAUCUAUUGUUCACUGUUCUUUUUACAGAAUCUGUUCUCUUCCCCUAGGACUGAAAUAGAGUGCUCAGUUAAAAUUUUUGGGGCCUAGAUCUUCUUCAGAUGAUCUUGAGCCAUACAAAUUUUAUUAUGAUUAAUGGGAUGUAAUAUAGGAAGAAAGGUAAAUUAAUAAUGAUUGACAACAGGAAGGACAAUAAGUAUUUUUCUUGCAGAAUAUUGUGGCUGAUUUUAUCAAUGCUUGAGAAUACUAGUUUAAGAUCAGCAACCUAAUGGGAUUUCCUCUUAGUAAGAGGAAUUUGAAUUCUGGAAGACCAGAAUACAAUCAAUUUCUUUCAGGCUUUAUCAGUGACAAGACAAGCUUAAUGACCACAUUACACUGUAUUUUAUCCUUUUGUUCCUAAAAAACAGUUAUCAAAAUAGUAUUUUUUUUUUUGAUAAAUAAAUAAAUGGCCCAGCACAUUCCUUACAUAACUGAAGUGUUGUUCACUAAUCUAAAAAUAGUCUCCUGUAAUAAUCUUCAUGUAUUCUAAAAAUAUCCUUCUCUUCUCAGUAACACAACAGAAAUCUAUCUGAAUUCUGAGUGGUUUUCACUUGUUUUAAUGAGCUUCUGUUCAGGUUAAUAAACCUUUCACCAAUCAUCUUCCAGCCUGUUUAUAGUUCCCUAGUCUUUAAAAACAAAAACAAAACCUCUUUCCUUGCCUCUCUGAUGACCUUGUCACAUCACAGAUGUUGGAGAUAGUAAAUGCUACAUGAACUAAAAGAAAGGAAUAAUUUUCACAUUCAUUUCUGGAAACAUAUUUUUAACCGUAUUACUUGCUACACAGCAAAUCAUCACAGAAUGGGUGCCUUUCUAAGGCAGUGUUUACCAACGUAUUUUGGAAGGUCAUCAAAAGAAACUGAAGGACACAAUGCUCAGUGAAAUAAUAUAGUGACACUUUUAAAGUGUAGUGUUUAUACUGCAAUAAUCCUUUGUAGGAGAUUUUGCAUGAGUAAGGUGUUUACAGUGACUACAUUGUACAUGCCUCAUGUUGUGGGAAAAAUAUUUGUGACAUGAAGCGUCCCAGAUUUUGAAUCUCUAUGCUCUGGCAGUGUCAUCUUUGCGGAUGAUGCAGGCAAAUGAAAAACUGGGAGAUUCUUUAAUAGAAUUUGACUAAAAUUGGCAAAUUAAUAAAUGAUUUCAUAAAAUGUCAUCAGUAGAUUACACCAGCAUUUUAAUUACUGCCUCGGUAAAAGCAUCAAGUCCUGGUGUUAUUAACAAACAGGUUUCAUUUAGGGUUCUGAGACAUUCUCUGUCAUGUUUUAAAACUUUCUUUUCCUUAGUUUAGUGAGUCAGAGAGUAAAAUUCGGACUUUUGAUUAAUUCUUUAUUAUAUUACCAGCCACAAAUGAAUGCUGACAGCUUUUUAUUGCCUGAGGUUUCAAAAGAGAUUAGAAAUUUAAAGAUCAAUGAGAGUUAGAUUCCUUAAUUAAUCUAAAAAUAGGAAUGAUGGUGUGUAUUUUGCAUGUCAGUGUUAUUUGAUAGAAUUACUUUAUAUAAUUCUUACUUAUCUAGGUAUGGUAAAUGCAGUAAUAUUUCAUUACCAUCAAAGGCAUGUGGAGACACAGCUGUAGAACCCUAGAAAUCUAAUAAUCCUUGAGCAUAAAUGUGAUUCAGGGAAAAUCUGUUACACAGAGGAAUUCCCAUUGUAGAAUAAAAAAGCCAUUGUAGGAAAAAAAAAGGAUAAACUGAAAAUAUGAAUAAAAAUACGGCUUUUGCA
Molecule: messenger RNA, 4215 nt
Organism: Taeniopygia guttata (zebra finch)
Lineage: Eukaryota; Metazoa; Chordata; Aves; Passeriformes; Estrildidae
Gene: DNAAF11
Product: dynein axonemal assembly factor 11
Biological process (GO): outer dynein arm assembly
Cellular component (GO): cytoplasm
Molecular function (GO): protein binding
Source: RefSeq, a predicted model, not a curated record